Messenger RNA from Porites lobata, 2899 nucleotides. Lineage: Eukaryota; Metazoa; Cnidaria; Anthozoa; Scleractinia; Poritidae. The record is from the annotation of a GenBank genome assembly.
AUGUCGUUUUUCGAAACUCUAGAGGCACUCUUUGGAGUCCGGGAUUUAUACGAAGUAUUGCAUUUAACAAAAACAGCGUCUGAAUCCGAGAUAAAGCGAGCCUACCGUAAAAAGUCGCUUCAAGUUCAUCCAGAUCGAGCGAGCGAUGAAGAUAGAGAAGAAGCAACGAAGAGAUUUCAAUGUUUGGGUCAAGUUUACUCUGUUCUGUCCGAUCCAGACCGAAGGGCUGUUUAUGAUGAAAGCGGUGAAGUGGAAGACGAUAUCAUUGUACAAGAACGCGACUGGGAGGCUUACUGGAGGUUGCUGUUUAAGAAAAUUACCGUGGAGGAUAUUGCAGAAUUCGAGAAGCAAUACAAGGGCUCGGAAGAAGAGAUGAGCGACCUCAAAGCCGCCUAUUUAGACUAUGAAGGAGAUAUGGAUGCUAUCUUGGAGAAUGUUAUGUGUGCAACGGUAGAUGACGAUGAAAGGUUUAGAAAAAUCAUCAAGGAGCUUAUUUCGAAGGAAAAUCUUCCAAAAUUCCCAGCCUUUGUUAAUGAGGGUAAAAAGAAAAAGAGAGCUAGAAAAGAAAAAGUAAGUGAGCACCCUCCCCCCCCCGCCUUCCCGCCCCCUCCCUUCAAAAAACGUUACCCUGAUUAAGAGGAAAUACUCAUUUAAACCUUUGAUGUUGGUAGCCUGUGAACGCAGCCGUCUCUCCUCGUUCCUUGCCGCUAGAAAAGUUUCGCACAAGAGACGUCUGCGCCUCAGCGACAGAAAUUGCAUUGGGCUAUUGCAUUUAAUAUCCGCACCCCCCCCCCCCCUGGUUGAGAAACCAUGGAGUUAUCUAGGGGUAAGUUAUAAAAAUUGAGGAUUUCUUUAGGAGUAGAGUAAAAAAAUAUGGAAUUCUUUGGGGUUGAAGCUUUAAUUUCACAAAAUUCUUCAGGGUUAAGACCCAUAUUUUAUGGAAGUUUUCAGAGGUGAAUGCAAUUUUCGCCAAUCUUCAGGGAUCAGAAGAAAAAGUAAGUCCUCAACCGGGGGGGGGGCUGCCGAUAUUAAAUGCAAUAGCCCAUUUGGUGAUGAUACAGAUCAAUGUUUGCAUAAUUAAUCCCGUAGUCAUAGAGUUCCAAAUGUGAAUUUUUGCGAUUUUAUGUUACUCCUGGUUGAUUAUGAUAAAGUUUUGUGUUCUUCUGCGUACAAGGCCUGGCAAAAGUCAAAUGCUUCUUCUAAAAAAUGAUAUAUCCCACAAGUUUUGACUGUUUUGUAGUAGCCAUUGUGUUUACAUCUGACCUUUGUGGCUUUUUGUCUUUUUUUUUGUCAUUUGAAAAUAGUAGCAAAAACAAUAUAACUACUACAUUGACCAACCAGAGCUCCUGAUCAGAUUCCAGACAAAUUUUGCAUCAUCUGUGUGGAGUUUCUGUUGCUGAGGAGCAGACAUAUUUCCUUCGAAAUGUCCCUAGUAGGCUACAAUGUUAGCUUCUGUUAAAAUUUCCAAAUGUGGCAUAAUUUAAAGAUUAUCUUGUGAUAAUUUUUGACACAAGUUCCCCCUACCCCACCUCAUCUCAGAGAAGUUAGUAACUGGAUUAUUGAUUAUUGAGUUAUUGGAUUAUUUGAUAUAGCAGGUUAUAUUUACAAGGCAGCUUGAAUGCCAGUGUGGACCUGCUACAGCAAUACACAAAGAUAAACACACAUAUGUGUUGACCAAUGUAGACCACUCUAUGGGUGUAUACGUCCCCUUCUCUAUCAGUGAGGAUUCUGAUCCCUAAAAUGUGCAACCCCAUUCUAGUAACUCUAUUGAAAAUGUAACCCUAUUAUAGUCAAUCCAGUUGUGAAAAUGUGACCCCAUCCAGCGGCACACCCCCAUUAGCCUAUUUCUUGGAAGUAUCCCCCUCCCCCACCCCCCACCCGGCUGGGGUUUCAUCCUACGAGAGCUUGUAGGAUGAUAUUAGAAAAUGUAACUUAUCUUGAUUUUUAGUAACUCGUUAUCAGCAUCAUUAAAGCAAGGGAUGGCGCAGUGGUGAGAGUGCUCACCUCCCACCAAUGUGGCCUGGGUUCAAAUCCCGGAGUCGACGCCACAUGUGGGUUGAGUUUGUUGUUGGUUCUUUCCUUUGCUCCGAGAGGUUUUUCUCUGGGUACUCCAGUUUUCCCCUCUCCUCAAAAACUAGCAUUUCCAAAUUCCAAUUCGACCAGGAAUCAGGUAGAGGAAGGACCACUUUGUGGAUGUGCUACCGUCAAAUCAUUAUUAUCAUUAUUAUUAUUAAUCAUUAUUAAAAGCAGUUUGAAGAAUGUUGAUAUUAGUAAUUACCAAGAGGUAAAAAAGACUGUUUUUUCCCCUCAGGCUCAAAAAGAAGCUGCUGAAGCAGAGGAAAUGGCAAAGGAAUUUGGUCUUAAUGGCAACAGUUCAGAGGAUGGCUUAAGACAACUCAUACUGAAGCGACAAAGUGACAGGCAGGGAGCUUUAGAUGACAUGAUAGCAGGACUGGAAGCUAAAUAUUGCAAACCAAAGAAACCAAAAACAACUAAAGGAAAAAAGAAAUAAGUCUCACUAGGAACUUUUUUUCUGGAAACCAUACUUAGCAGUUUUCCUUUUCAAAAAAAAAAAAGAAAAAAGUUUUCCUUUUCAACUGUUUUUUCCUUUGGCACGCAUGUAUGCAAACAGUGCACAUCAGCUAACUUACUUACACUGUGUAUGUCUGGAAUGCUAGAGGCUGAGAUUUAAGGAGAAAGAAUACAGAUAUGGACUAAAACAGACUGAAAGUAAAAUAAUAUUUAAGGAAAAUCAAGAAGGAACUGGAAACUAUGUGUAUCUUUUCAGCAACGUUUCUCUAAGAGAUGUUAAAAAAUGAGUUAGUUAUGAAUGAUUAUGAUUUUUGAGAGAACUAUUUCCCAACAUUCAGUUGUUAAAUGAUGCUGUGUAUUGUUAAUG